AUGCUUAACAUGGACCUUUCAACGAGUGAUCCUAGACCAGAACAUUGGGAUCCGAACGACCCAUUGCAUAUCAAAGGGUUCAUUGGUCAAAAACGUGUUAAAUGUGUAUACAUUAACAAUGGAAGAUGGGUCAAUAUAAUCUAUGAGCAAUGCGUUCAGCGGUUGCCAAUCGAGUGGAAAAAGUAUAUCCAACCACCACAUCAGGGCCUGCUUGUUGGUUUUACUGGUCAUGGCAUCUGGCCGGAAGGCACAAUCAUGCUCCUAUUUAUACUAGUUAGUCACGACAGGGCAGAGCAGAUAACGAGAGUGCCCGAUACAAUAGAUGGGUCGGCAGCGGUCGUAGCAACAAGGCCAGAUAAUGAGCACAGUACCCAUCUAGAAAUAAGGCAAGAAAUCAGAUCAUGCCAAAGUGAAAGUUUUAAGAAAGUGGAGAAUCAAUGGUGGACAUCGGCGGUGGUAGAAAUAUUGGCCAAUAAGUCAAGGGAAAGGUGUAGAGAUGUGCUCAGACAACUCACAACAUCCCAGUCAUGGAAAAAAGCAAACACUGAUCCAAUGAAAAUUCAUCCAGAACACAGAGCAAAAAUCGCAAGGCGAGGAAAUGCCUAUUUAUGGGCAGGAGCAUCUAUCCAACCUGCAAUCAAUGGCCAAGCCACGCUCAGGAAAAGAAUGAUUCGAGACCUAAAUCAACUCUUCGCUAGUCUCGAAGAUAAGCAAAACCCCUUUAGGAUGAAGAAGUCAAGAGCUAGUAACAACACAGAUAGUAACGACGCAUCAAUCACUCUAACAUUCAUGAUUCACUAUAGAAAGGAACAAAGCAAGGUCUCUGAUAAAAAUAACAAAACCCCGAAUAGCCGUGUGAAAUGCAAGACUGCUUGGCGUGCAGAAAAGAGCAAGCGGUGUUUUCACCCGGUCAAGGGGAGGCGCUCCUAA
Molecule: messenger RNA, 930 nt
Organism: Lactuca saligna
Lineage: Eukaryota; Viridiplantae; Streptophyta; Magnoliopsida; Asterales; Asteraceae
Source: the annotation of a GenBank genome assembly